Armigeres subalbatus is the source of this 1398-nucleotide messenger RNA. RefSeq lists its product as uncharacterized. NCBI's taxonomy places the organism in Eukaryota, Metazoa, Arthropoda, Insecta, Diptera, Culicidae. The transcript is spliced from 3 exons. Bases 179 to 1042 code for a protein of 287 amino acids. The record is from RefSeq and is a predicted model, not a curated record.
UUGAGUUUAUCGCCGCCAUCCCCGCCAUCAUCCGUCAGAAAAGCCGUUGCGCUUUCAUUGCUGUUUUUUCCAUUUUUUCGAGUGCUUUAAAUUUAGUGAAUUAAUUUGUAUAGAAUAAGUACAAGACGGGUCUUUAAAUUUUUUGUUUUUAUCCAGUAGUCAAUUCCAAACGACAAAUAUGGGAAUAUUUCACAGUAAAAUUUCACCAAUGAACAAACAAAGCGAGCAGCUGAACAACUUCGUUGACCCACGAUCGCCAACGUUCAACAUCAACCGCAGUCCCAUUGGAAUAGAAACUGUCCUCGAUAAACCUAGCAUUACCAAAGUGCGUGAUCUAACGGCAGACCUUACGGAAAUUUUGGACCAUGCCCAGACACCCGACCGAUUCGCCACUUCCGAUAAGCUACAAUCCGCUUUGGACCCGCGCUCUCCAAGCUUGUUCUUGCGCACCCCGCUGGUGCUGAACGACUCCGAUGCAUCCAAUAGGAGUUUACGGGGCAGCUCCGUCGAGUACGAGGAGAUCGAUUGCGAUGGUGAACUCUCGUUUAAGGAUUGUACCGCGACAGAUAUUUCCGAGGUACUCAGCGUCGGUCCCACUGAUGGAACCAGCGGAAGCAUUUUCAGCAACGACACCAGUUUGAACACGGAACUGAAAGCGGACAUCGACAACAUAAUUCAGAAACUGUAUGACGCAGGUAGCCUCAAAGAUCCACGAUCACCAUCGGUCGAUAUCCAGCGCACUCCCAUCGUUUUUCAAGAAAAGCAAGAACCCAUCAACGACGACGAAGAUCAAACUGAGAUUCAAACGAAAGAGGAAAAGGCGUCGAACAACCUUCCGCCCAGGUACCACAGCAGGACAUUAUCAAAGAGGAUGAAACAAAACUACAACAACCAAACUAACCAUCGUUCAUCAAGACGAGAACACAACUACACCGCUGAUGAGCAUAACACCGAAGCGAAACAAAUCGGAUCUGAGUGCAAGGAAAACGGCUCGGUGGCCCUCGUACCCCUCUGGGAUGUGUUACCAAUGUGCAACCGCUGAGCAACAGUACCGGAGGCAAUAAUGUGUUGCGUAAGACGGCAUUGAUUGGAUCGAUGAAACAGAGUGGUGCCAGCACUGGGUUGGGGUCCAGCACAGAAAUGAUUCCCGCUGGAAAGAAACUGCAAACGCGUUCUAAGAUUCCCACAUUUAGGAUGAAAUAAUCUUAAAAGAUUUCCAUAUUUUCAUUAAUUUCUGAAGUGUGAUGGAUUCAGCAAAACACUAUUUUUAAUUAGAAUAGUCUUAACUAUCAUUUACAAACUGUCGCAUUGAUUUUUUUUGACAACAUUUCUUUAUUCCUUUAUUUUAGAACGAUUUGUACACAUUUCACGCAUUAAACAUAAGAAAAAGUAAAAACA